CGUUUUUUCAGCAACCUUCCCCCGUCCUGCGCUCUUCAAACCUUUCCCAGUCUCUUGUCUCUUCUUCAGCGUUCACAUAUUCUGCCCCCAUUAUCGGUAUUUCAAAAGGCCAAUUUGCACAGACACAGCGGGAAUCACCCAAAACGGAAACGAUGGAUGUUUCAGCCCUUCGUGAGUGCACUCUGUCAGCGCUCGACGCGAACGCGGACAUUCGACGACAGGCUGAGAUACAACUGAAACAGGCGGAAUCAUCCCCUGGGUUUAUCGGUGCACUGUUGGAUAUCGUAGCGUCGGACCCUGAGCUACAAGUUCGCCUUUCCGCUGUGCUAUACCUUAAAAACAAAGUCGUCCGGUCAUGGGAGUUUAAUGAAGACUUUCCAAAGAAUCCACAGAUUCCCGAGAGGGAAAAGGCAGGAUUUCGUGACCGUCUUGUCCCUACGCUCGCAUCAUCGGCGCCCCAAGUACGGCAGCAACUUAUGCCUCUGAUUGGGAAGGUUCUUCACUUCGACUUUCCCGAGAAGUGGCCCGGCUACAUGGACAUCACCCUUCAACUUCUGGGUUCGGGUGAUAUCGCGUCUGUCUUUGCCGGGGUACAAUGUCUACUCUCCCUUUGUCGUGUUUACCGGUUUAAGCAGGCCAACGAUAAACGGGAAGAGCUGGACCGUGUCACACAAGCCACAUUCCCCACUCUCCUAUCUCUCGGGAACAGAUUGGUAGAGGAGACUAGCUCGGAUGCGGGUGAUAUGCUCAAGAUGAUUAUCAAAACCUACAAGCAUGUUGUUUACUUCGAACUAGCAGCUCAUUUACGGGAGGAAUCAUCCAUUGUGGCUUGGGCGACACUCUUCCUUAAGGUGGUUGGCAAGCAAGCACCACCGGAAUCCAUGCCAGAUGAUCUCGAAGAGAGAGAGAUUCACCCGUGGUGGAAAGCGAAGAAGUGGGCAUACUCAAAUCUUAACCGAUUAUUUGUCAGAUACGGCAAUCCUACCAGUCUGGCGGCGGCAAACUCUGGGGAUUAUGAGAAAUUUUCCAAGCAUUUUAUCCAUCACUUCGCCCCCGAGAUUUUGAAGGUCUAUCUGCAGCAGGUUGAAUUGUGGGUUUCCAAACAGGCGUGGUUGAGCAAAAUAUGCCUGUCAAGUACAAUCGCUUUCUUAGAUGAGUGUAUCAAACCAUCCGCCACGUGGAAGCACCUAAAUCCCCAUAUCGGAAACUUAAUCUCGCAUGUGUUGUUCCCCCUACUGUGCCAAUCGGAUGGAGACCUCGAAAUGUUUGAAUCCGACCCAGCAGAGUACUUGACUCGCAAAAUCAACUUUUACGAAGAAAUAUCAGCGCCAGAUGUUGCUGCCACCAAUUUCUUGAUUACUCUUAGCAAGUGUCGACGAAAACAGACUUUUACAGUUAUCAACUUUAUUAACGAUGUUGUUAAUCGGUAUGAGGCAGCUCCGGAUAAUGAGAAGAACUAUCGAGAGAAGGAAGGCGCUUUGAGAAUGAUAGGAACACUCUCUGCAAUCAUCCUUGGUAAGGGUAGUCCAAUUGCGGACCAAGUCGAAUAUUUCUUUGUUCGUCAUGUUUUCCCGGAGUUCCGAAGUCCGCACGGGUUCCUGCGGGCACGUGCUUGUGAUGUACUUGAGAAAUUUUCGGACCUUGAUUUCAAGGAUGAGAAUAAUGUUGUCCUUGUCUAUCAGAACAUCUUACAAUGCCUUGACGACUCCGAGCUUCCUGUUAGGGUGGAGGCUGCGUUAGCCUUACAGCCCCUGAUCAGACAUGAUUUCAUUAGGAAGUCUAUGCAACAGAAUAUUGCGGAUAUUAUGCAGAAAUUGCUGAAGUUGGCCAAUGAGGUCGAUGUAGAUGCCUUGUCAAACGUUAUGGAAGAAUUUGUUGAGGUAUUUGCGUCGGAGUUGACACCGUUUGCUGUACAACUCACCGAGCAACUGAGAGAUACCUAUCUCCGUAUAGUCCAGGAUGUUAUUGAUAAGGGUGCAAAUUCACUUGAUGAUGAUGCCGACAACUAUCUAGAUGACAAGAGCAUUACAGCCUUGGGCGUUUUGCAGACAAUUGGGACCCUUAUUUUAACACUGGAAAGUAACCCUAGUGUUCUCCUACUCCUUGAGCAAAUACUCGUCCCCGUUAUUACCAUCACCUUGGAACAUAAAUUAUUUGAUUUAUAUAAUGAGGUGUUCGAAAUCAUUGACAGCUGUACCUUCGCUGCUAAGGCAAUCUCGAAUACUAUGUGGGCGGUUUUUGAACUCAUUCAUAAAUCAUUCAAAGACCGGGGAGAAAUUUAUAUUGAGGAAAUGCUCCCCGCCCUCGACAAUUAUGUCUCGUACGGCGCGGGUACGCUGAAGGAAAAUCCUGCCUUGUUAGACGCUGUGUUUGACAUCAUUCGAACUAUCUUCACAAAUGAGCGCCUAGGAGCCAUGGAUCGCAUUUGCGGAUGCAAGCUCGCUGAGGCUGUACUUCUCAACCUCCGAGGCCAUGCCGAUCAGUAUCUUCCUCGAUUUGUUGAGAUCGCAAUGACAUGUCUCAACGCCCCGGGAGACAUCAAAUCAUAUAGGAUUCACUUGAUGGAAAUGGUCAUCAAUUGCAUAUACUAUAACCCCUCGGUUACGUUACAAAUUCUUGAGCAGCACGGCUGGACGAACAAAUUCUUUAGUUUGUGGUUCUCAAACAUUGAGAACUUUAAUCGGGUUCACGACAAGAAGUUGUCCAUUGUGGCAAUCGUUGCAUUAAUACAACUACCUGCUGAGCAUGUUCCUCAAAGUAUUCAGCCCGGGUGGCCCAAGCUUAUGCAAGGGAUUGUUCAAUUAUUCCAGACUCUACCCGUCGCAAUGAAGAAUCGUGAGGAAAUUCAGAAGGAGGGGUUGACCAUAGAUGAUACAUAUGACACAGAGAGCGAUACGGAAUGGGAAGGUGAGGCUACCUGGAGUGCCGAUGCAGAUGAAGGCGACGAGGCGGAUAUUCCCGAUGAGAGCAGUGCAUAUAUGGACUUCCUGAACAGCGAGGCCCAGGCUCGUGGAGGAAGUUCGGGCCUAGCUACUGCAUGGGCUGAUGAGGAGGAAGACCUUGAGGAGGAGACAUUGUUGGAGACUCCUCUUGACCAUGUCGAGCCUUAUAUGCUUUUCCGUAGCGCCUUGAUGGAUCUUCAAAAUACGCAACCUCAUAUCUACGAAGGCCUUACUAAAGCUCUUAGCGAAGAUGAUAGGAACGUCAUUAAGGGCGUGAUCAUGGAAGCGGAAGCUAAAUCCCGCGCUAGUGAGGCGACUGCAGCAGCUCUGGGGGUAAAAAAUGGCAGCAAUUAGGAUUUUGCCAGGGUCUUGACGUUUUUAUGCAAUGGAUCUUAAAUUUAAUGCCUUUGUUCAUUUGUCCGUGGUGUCGGUAAAAAAAAAGCCGGGUUCGGGUUCGGGUACUGUCCUAUUUAUUUUUCUUACAACCUUCAAGGGGUCUUUUUUCUCAACUCUCACCACUUGCUUUUCCGUCAAGGGUUUUCUCUGUUUAUUCCCCCUUUCCCUUUUCCCCUUUCCCCUAUACUCCCUUUUCCAUUGCUUUCGUUUUUUCCUUUUCUUCCCAUGCACCAGAAUUAGAAAGUUAAAUGUCUUGA
Molecule: messenger RNA, 3595 nt
Organism: Tuber melanosporum (Perigord truffle)
Lineage: Eukaryota; Fungi; Ascomycota; Pezizomycetes; Pezizales; Tuberaceae
Exons: 14
Coding region: 153-3296 (1047 amino acids)
Biological process (GO): protein import into nucleus
Cellular component (GO): cytosol; nuclear envelope
Molecular function (GO): small GTPase binding
Source: RefSeq, a predicted model, not a curated record